AUGGAUGAUCAAGAAGCAAUGGAAACACUUUCUCUCAAAGAUUUCCCAAUAGCCCCAGAUCACCAGAAUCCACCAACAUCAUCACCGGCCGACAACGACAUUUUCGAGUUUUCUAGAGGAGGGUUGAGUGACGAUUCCGAAGAGAACAUGAUGUCUCAUGCAGAAGACAUCAUAUUCUGCGGAAAACUUGUCCCAACCAACCAACAAAUCCAUCAUAAAAGACAGUCGCAGCAAAGAAGCUGCAGGCGGUCUAGAUCAGAAUCACGGUCGGACGUAAAAAACGUGACCGUGAGUCCACUAGCCACUAGAAAUAGCAGGUCAGUGGACUAUAAAAAAUUAAAAAGGAACUCAAGUAUGAGUUCUGAGCCAGUGGCAGAGCCUAGCUGUACAGGCUCCACCGCUGGUUAUGGGAAGAACUCAGGUUCUUUCCUAAGACAUGUUAUUUUGUAUGGAUUAGUAAAUGUGCCACAGCCCGAAAUGAAAGUUCGAGACUUAAAGAACCGGCGGGCUCGCUCGAAUACUUCAAAGGCGCGUAGCGAUUUAUCGGAAACCCUUGAUGUAUUUUCGGUUGGCCGGAAUGUUGAUCACCGGAAAUGUUCAUGGAGAGUGCUUGAGUUGCUGAGUUGCAAAUCUAGUAGCGCUGCCGUAACGAUGCCGUUGAGUUACAUGGCCAAAGUUUGA
Molecule: messenger RNA, 681 nt
Organism: Helianthus annuus (common sunflower)
Lineage: Eukaryota; Viridiplantae; Streptophyta; Magnoliopsida; Asterales; Asteraceae
Exons: 1
Coding region: 1-681 (226 amino acids)
Source: RefSeq, a predicted model, not a curated record